Polychytrium aggregatum is the source of this 1550-nucleotide messenger RNA. RefSeq names its product phosphatidylinositol-glycan biosynthesis class S protein. The annotation marks the transcript as partial. Gene Ontology annotation, cellular component: GPI-anchor transamidase complex. The record is from RefSeq and is a predicted model, not a curated record. Gene Ontology annotation, biological process: attachment of GPI anchor to protein. The transcript is spliced from 7 exons. Lineage: Eukaryota; Fungi; Chytridiomycota; Chytridiomycetes; Polychytriales.
CGGCUACCGAUCAUCGGCAGCGUUUGGGCUGUGGUGCUGCUCUGUCUUCCGAUUUGGUAUAUCACCACCAAGGUCCACCGGGCUCCUCUGCCGUUCAGCCAAAUCAGAACAUGGUCCGACAUCGAUGUAGGUGCAUGUUCCUUCCCUUCGUAUCAGUCCUCAGCGGUCAAUGAUCGUGACCACGACGAGAUGCGAGCCAUCAAGUUUGCACCCGAGUACCAGAUCACGUUCAGUCUUCUGAAUAGCGAGCCCGCUGACUGGACUUUUAGCUGGGAUAUCCGUGGUGCCGUCAAUGAAUAUAUUGCACCAUUCCUGGAUCAGCUGGAAGGCAUCUCAAAGUUCAAAGUGGGCUCGCAGAUUCAGAAUUAUGCUCCGCUCUCGGUGACUCCCCGCCGGCGAGUGCUUCCGGAAUCUGGCACAGCAAUCCAUGUCCUGCCAACAGAUGUGCUCCCGAGUUUCGUCAACUCGGCCGAAUGGAACUUGGCUUCGGCAGUCUCGUCCAAUCCGCCGCUCAAUUUUCUUCUGUAUAUUCCCUCGCACUCCUCAAGUCCCUUGUAUCUGCUCGACUCGAAAGAACACAUCGUUGGGACCAAUGCCUUCCUGAUCCCGCAGUGGGGUGGUGUCGCCAUCGAGAACCCCGCUAUUGCUCUGGGAGAGCAUAGGCACUUUCGGUCCUGGGAGCUCCAGCCCAUCAUGGAGAUAUUCCUGGGGCAGCUUCGUGGACUCCUGGGCAUCAAAGCCACGCGACUGGGGCGACGGCUCCGGACCGUUCCAUUCGACUUUGAGAUCACCGUGGAAUCGUCUCCAUCCAAGGGCAUCACUCAGUGGGAACUUGCGCGACUGAUUCGGAAGAGAACGGCUCAGAACCUGCUCGACGCGAUUGCGACGCUCAACUCAUUGGCGACGCUCAUCAGCGACAUGGAGAACAUGGUCGUGCUGGACGAGAUUCGCACCAAGGUUGUGGGGUCACUCGAGGCCCUCGAUCAGGGUUACCAGGCGCUGGCUCGCGGCGACAUCGAUGCAGCCUCCCAGCACGCAACCACCGCAAUCGUGCUAUCCGAGAGCGCCUUCUUUGAUCCAACCAUGGUGUCGCUGCUCUACUUCCCCGAUGAACACAAGUUUGCCGUCUACAUGCCGCUGUUUGUGCCGAUCUCGGUGCCUCUCCUCUCGGCACUACUUCAGUACUGGAGAGAGCGCAGGAAGCAGCGACAGGAGAAGGAAAGCGUUGGCAAAACCAAGAAGGACAGCUAGCAGCGCUGGCCCGAGGCAGCAACCGCUCAUCGAUGCAAUUCAAACUCAUGACCCUGCGAAGCAACCGACGGCUGCAGGACCCAAAUUGGACUGUGGAUCGCCGCUAGGUCAGCCUUGUCGGCACAGCGCCCACAGCUGACAGGACUCAUCGGGUGCAGCAGGCCGCUUUGCUUAGAGCCGUGUUCGCAUAUUUCUGGCCUCCGAAUACAAUUAUGCCGACCGGUUGUAGCUAGAGCACCAUUCCACCCGCUACUAUGCCGAGUACUUGCUGCGGGUGCGUUCCGGUCGAAACGGCAAUG